AUUGUGUAUGGUUUGAUAACGUAAAACUCCAGACAAGUUUUCUUGUGCGCAUCUGUUUUUAACAUAUCUUGACAUUAUAACUCAUCUGUUUUUCUUUUCAAACAAUCUCAGCGCUAUUAAAACUGAUCACUUUCUGUUUGCUCCUAAUGACUGUGUCUACUGCAGCAACCUUCACACCAGUUCGGUUUCAGACAUUGGUCAGAGACCAGCUGCAUUGCUCUUCCGGCCAGAGAGUUGCCCCAGACCAGCUCAUCAUCCAGCAGAGCUCCACUGCUCAAAGACAGGUCCAGCCCAUUGCGUUGCAUGUCAUGCCACAGGACAGCACUCCUCCUCCCCUUGCCCUGCAGACCCCAAACACUCCCACUACAGCCACCGUCCAAUCAAAGCACACUGAGUUUCUCUCUGUGCCCUCCUCUGCAAGUCAGCCCACCAGUGAGUCAGCAGGUGUGUCUACACCCACAGCUCCCCCUGUAGUGCUCCCUGACCCUCCACCACUUCAUCUGGGCCCAGUGUUAGAACCGGUCUCCCAGUAUUCACCUCCGUCCAGCCCCACUCCCCUCACCAUGGCAAUGCCCAGGCUGGUCCAGCCACAGAGAUCUUGUGUUUCAGUGCCUUCAGAUUAUACUGGUCUUUUUCAUCAGGUGGAGAUGAACCUGCAGGCCACAAUGGCAGAAGAUAGAGAGAACGGAGAAUCAGCACAGGAUGACUGCCUGAUGGAUGCAGACCAACCACAGAACUCCACCGAUUCCAACACUGAUCACACACCUGCUGAGGAUGUUAUGUGGGAAGAGAGGCUUUGCUUGUACCUUCCUCAGGUCCAAAUGCUUCAAUGUCAGCUGAAGACUCCCAUCAUACCAAUGAUAACCCAUGGCUCUAAUUCAAUUUGGAUAGAGAGAGAAGAGGAGGAGGAUCCACCAGGCCCAAUGACAACAAGCCUGCGUUUGCAGGCCAAAAAGGAGAAGGAUCAAGACACAGAAAGAGAACAGAGCAGAGUGAAGAGCAGCAGCAAGCUUGACUCUAGUCCCUCACAGUAGAGCGUGGAACAAGUGUGCUCCUUCAUCAGCUCUUUACCAGGGUGCCAUGAUAUUGCUGCAGAGUUCUGCUCACAGGAGAUUGACGGACAGGUCUUGUUGCUGCUUACGGAGGACCAUCUCAUGAGCACUAUGAACAUUAGACUCGGCCCUGCGCUCAAAAUCUGUGCGCAGAUCAGUGCUCUCAAAGAAAAUUAGAUAGGCUCAUCUUUCCACUCUCAGUAGCCUAUGUGGGUCAUAUUCUAUCACACAAUAUUCCUCUAAAGUGCCAUGAUAUCAGUGUGUGGCCAUUCUACAAAUAAUGUAGACACAUGGGCACCU
This is a messenger RNA of Carassius gibelio (silver crucian carp), 1352 nucleotides long. RefSeq lists its product as uncharacterized. Gene Ontology annotation, molecular function: protein binding. Gene Ontology annotation, cellular component: PRC1 complex. NCBI's taxonomy places the organism in Eukaryota, Metazoa, Chordata, Actinopteri, Cypriniformes, Cyprinidae. The record is from RefSeq and is a predicted model, not a curated record.